Molecule: messenger RNA, 522 nt
Organism: Oppiella nova
Lineage: Eukaryota; Metazoa; Arthropoda; Arachnida; Sarcoptiformes; Oppiidae
Source: the annotation of a GenBank genome assembly
GAUCGGUGCUAUGAAGUGGCCAAACAGAUACUGGCAGUCAAACAGAUCAAUGAGUUGGACCACAACGAAGACAUCGAUAGAGUUGUCUCGUUUAUGGACCAUAAUUGGGUGAACAACCAGUCUUUCGCUGCAAUGGACACUAAGUCUCAAGAUUAUGAAGUCUAUAAUCCAAUGCUAUUCACAUCUAUUGGCCCACAAAUGUGUCCACCGAUGGUCUAUGAAACCAUUGAACAGCCAAUGUAUGAGCCGAUGGUGAGCCCACCCGUUGGCCAAUCAUUGUAUCCAUCGAUGGACCACAAACUCCAUGACAAACGACCGCAAAGUAAAUCCAACGACAAGAGAGACAAGUUAUUCACGGCCACAGUGUCGGUGCCCUCGUCACACCACGUGGCACAGAUAGUCGGCAAACAGGGCUCAAAAAUAAAGUUAUUGCGUCAGAAGUCUGGGGUACACAUCCAGACGCCCGUCAAUGGACAGGAGCCGGUCUUCAUAAUAACGGGUGAUCGCCAUAAAGUGGAGGAA